AUAGAGGGCUGGUCUCACCCUUAGCCAACAUGGCGUCGGACCUGCCCAUUAGGACAGAGCAGGAGGAGUUACAGAGGAAAGCCAGUCAGGUCACAGAUGAUUCCCUGGAGAGUACACGACGGAUGAUGCAGCUGGUGGAGGAGAGUAAAGAUGCUGGGAUCAGAGCUCUGGUGAUGCUGGAUGAACAAGGAGAGCAGCUGGAGCGUAUAGAGGAGGGCUUGGAUCAGAUCAACUCUGACAUGAAGGAGGCUGAGAAAAACCUGACAGACCUGGGCAAGUGCUGUGGCCUCUGCUCCUGUAAUAAACUGAAGGCUUUUGAGGAGAGCGGCACGUACAGGGCGGUUUGGGGCGGAGCCUCCAGUCAGGACGGCGUGGUGUCCAAUCAGCCACCUUCAUCCCGUGUCGUUGAUGAGAGGGAGCAAAUGAUCAUGAGUGGAGGACACAUACGGAGGGUGACUAACGAUGCCCGUGAGGAUGAGAUGGAGGAGAACUUGACUCAUGUUGGCAGCAUCAUCGGGAAUCUGAAGAGCAUGGCUCUGGACAUGGGCAACGAGAUCGACAUGCAAAACAUCCAGAUUGACCGCGUACGGGGCAAGGCCGUCCUCAAUGUGUCGCGUAUCGACGCUGCAAACCAGAAAGCCAACAACCUCAUGAAGAGAUAGGACUCCGUUCUUCUUCUACUUUGGUUUUACUGCCGUUUUUCAAGCCUCAUGCAUUCUAGUAUUUACCAUUGCUGUUGUAUGGUGUGCCAAUGUGUACCACUGUCACCCCUUUCACAUGCAAUCUUGGCUUAAAUCCCAGACUGAAAACCCAUCUUUGAAAUAAGUGUAUCCAUAACCAGAAAUCUGCUAUAAUAUUCCUUCAGGGAGCCAUUGUGUAUCUGUGAAAUUCAGUUAGUAAAUGCAUUGUUUAUCUCUUACGCUAUCACUGUAUCAUUCCAGUAAUA
Myripristis murdjan (pinecone soldierfish) is the source of this 946-nucleotide messenger RNA. RefSeq names its product synaptosomal-associated protein 25. Gene Ontology annotation, cellular component: SNARE complex; plasma membrane. The transcript is spliced from 7 exons. The record is from RefSeq and is a predicted model, not a curated record. The coding region runs from base 30 to 662 and encodes 210 amino acids. Gene Ontology annotation, biological process: exocytosis; synaptic vesicle priming; synaptic vesicle fusion to presynaptic active zone membrane. Gene Ontology annotation, molecular function: voltage-gated potassium channel activity; SNAP receptor activity; syntaxin-1 binding. Lineage: Eukaryota; Metazoa; Chordata; Actinopteri; Holocentriformes; Holocentridae.